AUGACCAAGUCGUUCCCCGAGUGCAUCACAGGCCUGUGUGUUUGGGCGCCUGCAAGGACAGGACCUUACUUGGUGGUGGUCCAUUCAUCUUUGAAGGCGGUGGAGCUGGCAGUGGUGGAGCUGGCCGCGGUGGUGGUGGAGCUGGUGGUGGCGGUGGAGCUGGCUGUGGUGGUGGUGAAGCUGGCAGCAGUGGUGGUGGAAGUGUUACCGGCGGCCUCAGUGGCUGUGGUGGUGGUCCAUUCGUCUUUGAAGGCGGUGGAGCUGGCGGUGGUGGUGCCGGUUGCGGUGGUGGUGGAUCCGGGUGGUGGCGGUGGUGGACCUUACUUGAUGCUGGAGGUGGUGGAAGUGUUACCGGCGGCCUCAGUGGCUGUGGUGGUGGUCCAUUCGUCUUUGAAGGCGGUGGAGCUGGCGGUGGUGGUGCCGGUUGCAGUGGUGGUGGAUCCGGAGCUGGUUGCGGUGGUGGUGGAGCUGGUGGUGGUAGUGAAGCUACCAGCAGUGGUAAGGGCAGCCGGCCAUGAAAAAUGUGCGAAAUACAGCAUUAAUUAA
Volvox carteri f. nagariensis is the source of this 546-nucleotide messenger RNA. RefSeq lists its product as uncharacterized. Bases 1 to 546 code for a protein of 181 amino acids. The record is from RefSeq and is a predicted model, not a curated record. The transcript has 4 exons. NCBI's taxonomy places the organism in Eukaryota, Viridiplantae, Chlorophyta, Chlorophyceae, Chlamydomonadales, Volvocaceae.